Messenger RNA from Suillus paluster, 731 nucleotides. RefSeq lists its product as uncharacterized. Lineage: Eukaryota; Fungi; Basidiomycota; Agaricomycetes; Boletales; Suillaceae. The record is from RefSeq and is a predicted model, not a curated record. The transcript has 4 exons. Bases 59 to 538 code for a protein of 159 amino acids.
AGUCGUUCCUUCGUAUUAGGGGAAAUGCCCAGUGACUAAUCAAGCGAGACCAAAAAACAUGCGCAAGCACGUGAGAUGUAAUACGUGUCGCGUCCAUCUACGACGCGUCUCUUCAUCAUACCACUCUCUUUCAACUCGUACACAAACCUUUCAUUCAUUAUGUAUUCUGAAUCUGCAUAUGACGAUUCUUGAUUCCCUUCGGAUUAUAACAGUGACAGCAUACAGCACGGACUUCGACGAUUCAUUCGAACAUCGUAUCCAAUCGGCUUUCUUAUCACUUUGCGCAAUGAUCUGCCCACAACACGCAUCUCCGUCACUCAGGCUGUUUUCAUUCACAUUGGCAAAUCUCGUACAAUCUCAUAACCUCGCAAAAAUAAUGCGUUUCUCCUUCCUCGCCGUUAUUGCUGCUUUGACAGCAGCUAUGUCUGUCAGUGCCACACAGUGCAAGCCACUAGGCAAGCAUUGCAAGAAAAACAGUGAUUGCUGCAGUAAGCAUUGUAAUUUGGCAGCUGUGGGCCUGGUUUCGUAUCGGUGCUGAACGUACUAGUUCGUUGUUGACUUGGUUAAUAUGGUCGCUCCUGGAGUUUACUGCUGCUUGGGCAAUAGAAGCUCUUGGAUAGAGGAAACACUCGAUAUGUAUGAUAUUGACUAGGAAAUAUGAUGUAUGAGCUUGAUUGAACCUCGUGGCACAGACAUAAUGAUCCAUGUCAACUGAAUUUAAAGGAUUGCGG